AUGGAUCUUCCAAUUAGAUUGUUGAAAACCGACCAUUUCCCUAACCGUCGACUCUAUGUCUAUGGGAAGCCUGACAUAAUCGCUUUUGUAAAGCAUACGCUCAGGAAUAGCCCAGAGGCAUUUGAAAGAAUAAGGAACUCUCAGUUGGGGAAGCUUUGGGAUUUUCCCACUGCUAGAUGUCCCGUAUCUUGCAAACUCAUCCACGCCUUGCUGUGUAGGCAGCUGUUGUCCAAGAAACAUCAUGAAAUGUGGACAGUAUUCGGUGGUCACCCAUUGCGUUUUUCCUUGUCUGAGUUCGUCAGCGUGAUUGACCUUUACUGUGGUGAAUUCCUAGAAGGAUACGACCCAGAUUGGCAUCCACCAACAAUGAAGGGACCAGACAAGUGGUGGAGGAAGUUCAUAGAAGAUGACUCAAAAACAACACUACGCGACAUUUCUACAUCACUCAGGAAAGGGGAAGUCGAGGAUAGCGACCAAAAGCUUUCUUUGUGUCUAAUAUGGAUAGGGUUCUCUGCGUGA
Molecule: messenger RNA, 519 nt
Organism: Microthlaspi erraticum
Lineage: Eukaryota; Viridiplantae; Streptophyta; Magnoliopsida; Brassicales; Brassicaceae
Source: the annotation of a GenBank genome assembly